Molecule: messenger RNA, 2916 nt
Organism: Emys orbicularis (European pond turtle)
Lineage: Eukaryota; Metazoa; Chordata; Testudines; Emydidae
Gene: ARHGAP6
Product: Rho GTPase activating protein 6
Exons: 13
Coding region: 1-2916 (971 amino acids)
Biological process (GO): signal transduction
Source: RefSeq, a predicted model, not a curated record
AUGUCCGCCCAGAGCCUGCUGAACAGCGUCUUCUCCUGCUCCUCCCCGGCCGCCGCCUCCUCCAAGAGCCUCUCCAAGCGGAGGCUCCGCCAGACCCGCAGCCUGGACCCAGCCAUCAUCGGCAGCUACAGCCGGGAGGAGGGGGACGCCCCGGCCAGGACGCCCCGAGCCAGGGCGGCUGGCGGCCCCUCGGCGGAGUGCCUAGCCGCCUUCUCCUCUCGCGCCCUGCUGCGCCCGGGGGGCGGCCCGCUCUGCGGCUCGCUCUCCACUCCCAGCACCCCGCUGGAGAAGUCCCCCUCGGGCAGCUUCCACUUCGAGUACGAGUCUAGCCCCCGGGGCAAGAGGAACACGGCCUGGGAGCUGCCCUUCCUGGCGCGCACGCCCUCCGCCUCCGCCCUCAGCGCCCCUGGCGGCGGCGCCGGCACCAACAGCAUCUUCUCCUCCCCGAGGAAGUGGCUCCAGCAGAGGAAGGGGCAGCAGGCGCCCAGCAGCCACCCCUCCUCUUACAUCGUGUGGAAAUCCGAGGGUGACUUCACGUGGAACAGCAUGUCAGGACGCAGUGUUCGACUGAAGUCAGUUCCCGUUCAAAGCCUUUCGGAGUUGGAGCGUGCCCGACUACAGGAAGUGGCUUUUUAUCAGUUGCAGCAGGACUGUGACCUAGGUUGUCAGAUUACUAUUCCCAAAGAUGGACAAAAGAGGAAAAAAUCCUUAAGAAAGAAACUGGACUCAUUAGGGAAGGAGAAAAACAGAGAUAAAGAAUUCGUACCGCAGGCUUUUGGAAUGCCCUUGUCCCAAGUAAUUGCUAAUGACCGGGCCUACAAACUCAAGCAGGAUUCUCAGAGAGAAGAGCAGAAAGAUGUGUCAGACUUUGUAGCCUCUCUCUUACCAUUUGGAACUAAAAGACAGAACAAAGAACUCUCAAGCAGUAACUCAUCUCUUAGCUCGACCUCGGAAACACCAAAUGAAUCCACUUCCCCUAAUACACCAGAGCCAGCACCACGUGCCAGGAGAAGGGGCGCAAUGUCUGUGGACUCUAUUACAGAUCUUGAUGACAAUCAGUCCCGACUGCUAGAAGCUCUACAACUCUCUUUGCCAGCUGAAGCUCAAAGCAAGAAAGAAAAGGCAAGGGAUAAGAAACUAAGUCUGAACCCUAUUUAUAGACAGGUUCCCCGACUUGUAGAUAGCUGCUGCCAGCAUGUAGAAAAACAUGGUCUCCAGACAGUGGGAAUAUUCAGAGUUGGAAGCUCAAAAAAGAGAGUCAGACAGUUACGGGAAGAGUUUGACCGUGGUGUAGAUGUUGUGCUAGAAGAAGAACACAGCAUCCAUGACGUUGCUGCUUUAUUAAAGGAAUUUCUACGAGACAUGCCAGAUCCACUUCUCACCAAAGAACUUUACACCGCCUUCAUCAACACUCUCUUAUUAGAGCCAGAUGAACAACUAAGCACCUUACAGCUUCUUAUUUAUCUUCUACCUCCCUGUAACUGCGACACCCUACACAGACUCCUGCAGUUCCUCUUUACGGUGGCUAGCCAUGCAGAAGACAGCACAGACAAAGAUGGCCAGGAGGUUAUUGGGAACAAAAUGACAUCACUGAACCUGGCCACCAUAUUUGGGCCUAACCUGUUGCACAAGCAGAAGUCUACAGACAAAGAAUUCACUGUUCAGAGUUCAGCUCGAGCUGAGGAGAGUACUGCAAUCAUUGCUGUUGUACAAAAGAUGAUUGAAAACUAUGAAACCCUUUUCAUGGUUCCCCCUGACCUACAGAAUGAAGUGCUAAUUAGUUUGUUAGAGACUGACCCAGAUGUUGUGGACUAUUUGCUGAGAAGGAAAGCUUCCCAGUCAUCAAGCCCUGAGAUGCUGCGAUCAGAAGGUUCAUACUCUAUGGGAGGGAGACAUUCUUCCACGGACUCCAACAAAGCCUCAAGCGGAGAUGUCUCCCCUUAUGACAACAACUCACCGGUACUGUCUGAACGGUCACUGAUGGCAAUGCAAGAAGAUGUUGCCCUCAGUUCAGAUAAGCUGUACAAGGUACCUGAACAGUACAUGUUGGUUGGCCAUUUGCAAUCUAAAUCAAGAGAGAAUUCAUCUGGAUCAUGGGCUGGGAAAGAUGUUCCAGAGGAUCAUUUCAAUAUCUGGGGCACCUGGCAUUCAACACUGAAACGUGGCUCCAAAGAUCCAGGAAUGACAGGUUCAUAUGGAAACAUUUAUGAAAGCAGCUCAUUGCGACCUGGACGGUGCUCUCUUUCCCAAGGGAACCUAUCAUUGAAUUGGCCUCGGUGGCAGGGUAGUGCCACAGAAUUGGACAAUGGAAAGCAAAUAAUCCAAAGGAGUCAGACUACUGCUGCCAUUCCUGAAUGUAGGCCGCAUCCCCCAGUGUCUCGUGUUUGCAGUACUUCGCAAAUUGAAGGUGGCAGGAGGAAUUCAGACCAGUCCAAUUCAAGGUUUGAGCGGCAUUUGACUUUAAGUAGCGCAGAGGACCUUACAGAGCAUGACUCAAAUGUGAGUUGUUUGCCAAGAACAGCUAAACCUUCGUACCUGAGACAAGAAGAUAUAAGUAGAAAGAAGAGGCCACCACCCCCUUAUCCUGGCCCCAAAAAACAAACUUCUGCAUUGUCCCAGCGACCAACUGUCUCUUCAACAGUGCACUCAUUGUGGAGACUUCAAAGAGCAGAAAAAAGUUCGGGGACCAUAGCAGCAGGAGGACCAGCAGCUGAAUCAACUGACCAAUCCACCUCCAGUCAGCAGUGGCAGGCCUCACAGAACAAAGUGGGUAACACCUAUUCUACUCCAGCCAAUAAUCAGAACAAUAAAAAUGUAUCAGAGCCAGACUGGCAUGAUUGGCAAAAAGAGCGGUGGCAAAUUUGGGAGCUUUUAUCAGCUGAUAACCCAGAUGCCCUCCCUGAAACCCUUGUAUGA